CCCGCCCCCUCUCUCCUGCCCCUGGCACGGGCCGGUGACUCGGUGGCUGGCACCCAGCUGCGGUCGCACCCUCGAAGGGCACGAGCCCCUGCCUCAGUGUUGAUUCCCCCCGCGCCCGGUGUUGCCCAAGGCUCAGGGUGACUCCUCCCCGGGGACCCUCCCCUCUGGGGCGCGUCACUCUCCCCACCCCUGGGUCCGGACCCCAGCGGCUUCCCGCGCCGGAGCCAAGCUGGGACAAGUCGCGGCCACCUGCCCAGGAGCCGCGGACCUCGGGCGCCGUCAGCCCAGGUCCCCAUGGAGUUGCGGGUCGCCAAUGCCAACGGCAGCUGCGAGAACGGUUCCAUAGUCAGUCUCUACUGCUCCUCCCAAGAGGUCCUCUGUCAGAUUGUCAGAGGCAUCAGCCCUGAAGAGCCCAACAAUGCCACCUUGAUCACCUGGCAAGAGAGGGUCAGGAAGAGGUAUGGCUUCUACAUCGGUGUGGGCCUCGCCUUCCUCUCCUGUCUACUCAUUGGCAGCAGCGUCAUCCUUAAGAAGAAAGGCCUCAUACGACUUGUGGCCACAGGGGCCACCAGGGCAGUGAAUGGAGGCUAUGGCUACCUGAAGGACCCAAUGUGGUGGGCUGGAUUUGCUACCAUGUCCGCUGGAGAAGUCGCCAACUUCGGGGCCUAUGCAUUUGCACCUGCUACGGUUGUCACGCCACUGGGAGCACUGAGCGUCCUCAUAAGUGCCAUCUUCUCCUCCUAUUGCCUGAGAGAGAGCCUGAAUCUACUGGGGAAGCUGGGCUGUGUGAUCUGUAUGGCUGGCAGCACAGUGAUGGUCAUACGCCCCAAGGAGGAGAAGGUCACUACUGUUGCGGAGAUGGCGUCCAAGAUGAAAGACACAGGGUUCGUCGUAUUUGCUGUCCUUCUGGUGGUGUCCUGCCUCAUUCUUAUCUUCAUUGUUGCCCCACGGUAUGGGCAAAGGAAUAUCCUCAUUUACAUCAUCAUCUGCUCUGUGAUUGGAUCCUUCUCCGUGACAGCUGUCAAAGGUCUGGGUGUCACCAUUAGGAACUUCUUCCAGGGUUUACCAGUUGUACGGCACCCGCUGCCCUACAUCCUGUCCCUCAUCCUGGGACUUUCCAUCAUUAUUCAGGUCAACUUCCUCAACAGGGCACUGGAUAUCUUUAACACCUCACUGGUCUUCCCUAUCUACUACGUUUUCUUCACCACGGUGGUAGUGGCCACUUCCAUCGUCCUCUUCAAGGAGUGGUAUACCAUGUCUGCUGUGGACAUUGUGGGCACCCUGUCUGGCUUCGUCACCAUCAUCCUGGGUGUUUUCAUGCUUCAUGCUUUCAAAGAUCUGGACAUCAACCAAAUCAGCUUGCCACACACACAUAAAAGCACAACGCCACUCCUGCCCCAGAAGCCCACAGUCAUUAAACUGGAGGACAAGAAUGUCCUUGUGGACAACAUAGAACUUGCCAGCACACCAUCACCACAGCAGAAACCCAAAGUAUUUAUGAUCCAUUCUUAA
Messenger RNA from Peromyscus leucopus (white-footed mouse), 1512 nucleotides. RefSeq names its product magnesium transporter NIPA4. Gene Ontology annotation, biological process: magnesium ion transport. Gene Ontology annotation, molecular function: magnesium ion transmembrane transporter activity. Gene Ontology annotation, cellular component: membrane. Lineage: Eukaryota; Metazoa; Chordata; Mammalia; Rodentia; Cricetidae. The record is from RefSeq and is a predicted model, not a curated record.